AGAGUAUGAGUGUUUGCUAGAGAAACACAGAGAUAAAGAAAGAGAUGAAGAGGAACAGAAGAAUAUCUGGGUAUUACAUAGUGUUAUACAGCUCUUUUCAAAGCUGAGGUAUCUCAAAGCAGUAACUUGGAUACUAGCAGUGCACUGACUGUAAGCAAACAUGUUAGUCAUUAAGGGCCUGUCCUGCAAGGCGCUGAGCACCUCCUGCCAGAUGCAGAGCACCCACAACUCCCAACAACCUCUGCGAGACCUAAGGGCACUCAGUACCUCACAGGAGGCACUCAGCACCAAGCAGGACCAGGCCCUAAGUACUCAGCAGUAACUCACACACGCAGCCUUGGACAUUAGAGCCUGUUUUAUAGAGAGAAGGAAUGCUGGCCAGGAUAAGAGAGAAAGCUGGAAAGAGGGAGCAGCAUUGCAAGAGCACAGCACUCUCAGACCAAACCCUGCCCUGUUCAGCACGGUGAGUGGGAGAAGGGAUGCUAGCAGAUACUCACUCUGCUCCAGGCAUCUUGCCAAUCAGGGCAAGUUUCCACUAGACCGGACUUGGGCUCCAUGUGAUGUCACCACUCAGCCAGAUGUUAAAAUCAUGAUCAGUCAACUCUCAUUGGCUAUUUGAUGUUAACAACAAGUAAUCCAGAUGGGGUGCAGGUGCUGUAAAAUGAUACAAAGCUAUAUCUUUGCUCCAGAAGAUGUACAAUCCUCAAGAUACCCCAAUGAAGUAAACAGUUACAAACCAGACAAGCAUGACAGCAAUAAAUUCAAAGGCGAUCAGAACAGUGAAACUCCGGUGCAUAAAAAUGAACUGCAAAAUGAUGAAUUAAAGAGAACAGAAAAUAAAAACAAGUUCAAUAGCACAAAAGAGGCCUUCCGGAACCACAGAGGAACUGCUCUUGGCGAGGAAGGGCUAGGAAACUGUGUUGGAAAGUUUGACAAUGCUCACAGUGGUGUCAAUUCCUGUAGUGGUACGCAUCCCCUUCCUAAUCACAACACAAACCGAACCAAAGAAACCAUCACACAUGGAAAUUCCAGCCAGUCAGCAAGUUCUUCUUUAGCCAACAGGACAAGAGACCUCUGCACCAGUGGACUCUCUUUACCAAAUGAAUCUGGCAAAGAAUGUGACCCAGAAACAGGCGAUCACAAAAAGCCAGAGUCAGAAGAGCCAGAAUGUUCUCUAGAUGAGAACUCACAGUCUGCAGGAGAAAACAGCUCUCUCACAGAAAGUGCAAUACUGGACACACAAAACGAUGCCAUCCAAUUACCAGACCUGGAUUACCUCCCACAUGGUAGCCAAACCAGAAUCUAUCAUGCUCCUGAAAAGGACAGUUUUUCAGACAAUUACACACAUUCAGACCAAAAUGCAGAGUCUACAGUGAUAAAUAAGGGUGAGGACCCUGGCCUAAACCUGCCUUUGCACAUGAAGGAAAAUUAUGAUUCAGUGGAGGAAGCUCUUAAAACUGAGUCUGUAAAUGUGUGUGUCAAAGAGGACAUGCCUGAUGGUAUUGCAUCUGAGGGCCUCAUAAUAAAAGCACAAGAGGAAGAGCACAUUAACCAUAAAGAAAUUAAUGGAAAAAUUGAGGAGGAGGAGGAGGACGCAGAGGUGGCAGAAGCUCUUGCAGCGCUGGAAGCUGCAACUGCAGGGGAAGAUUAUGAAGAGGAUGAGGAGUAUUAGAUGGAGAGUUCUUUCUUUCUAACACAUUCAUAGUAAACUUAGUUCUGGAGCCGUGUGAAACACUAUUGAAUGCAUGUGUUGUACAGAACAGACAAUUAUUGUAUAAAGCACAAAAACAAAAGGAGCUGGGACUAGAAUGUUGAUCAUUUUAGCUGCUAAAACACAGUCCUUUACCACCUGAACUGAAGAACUCCCUUGGCUUCUGGUAGUAAUAAGGCCCAUCUCUUUCCCAUAGGCCACAAACAAGGGUGUAGCAUCACUCACACAAAGCCAGCAUGUUACAAUAUAGUUCACGUGAAGGUUUUCUUCAGUUGACUCAAGGGCUUGCACACACACUUCAAGUUUCAGGUUCAAAUGAAUCUCAAAGCACAACUAUAAAAACCAGAGUUUCUCCAUUUUCGGAACAAACCGUACAGAACCACAGAAUUGAAUUAUUUAAGUGUAAAAAUAUACAACUGACCCUAGGUUCAGAAAACCUUUCAGCAAACUUGACCUGGGAUUCUAGUUUGUUGCAAAGCAUGAAACCAGGCAAGUUUCACAUGGUUUGGGUUUCACUGUGACUGCAUCUCACAGUUCUGCUAAUUUCUUAGUCACAAUCUCUUGACUCACACAUUGUUUACAAAUGGAUUUUGCCUCAGAGCCUCCCAGAAGAAGCAAAACCCAUUUGUAAAAAAAAAAACAGCGAGGGCUAAAUUCAUCCUGGUGUAACUGGACAGCAGUCCCUAGACUUACAGCAGGGAGACAACUGGCCCUGAAUCAAGUACCUACACUUUAGAACUUUUGAAUCUCUACUUUCAGAAAUGUUUACCCUUUCUGGAUAAUUUCAAAUUUUUAAUUUUUGGUUAGUAUGUUAAACUUCCUCUUGUACAAUUUCUGGUUGGAAGCCUAGGAGAUAUGGAAAAUAAACACUUCAUGUUUAAAGUCACCAAAUGUUGGACGCUGUCGAAUGGCUGAAACAGAAAAUGUGCUCCAAGUUUUAUAUUGAGAAUUGGUGGCUCCUGAAUUGAUUAUAAACUGUUAAUAAAAUAAUUGUUUUAAAAUUUAAA
Molecule: messenger RNA, 2718 nt
Organism: Chrysemys picta bellii (western painted turtle)
Lineage: Eukaryota; Metazoa; Chordata; Testudines; Emydidae
Gene: PGCKA1
Product: chromosome 5 C4orf19 homolog
Source: RefSeq, a predicted model, not a curated record